UCUCUCUAAAACCAGAAAACGCCCUCUCUUUACCAUUUUUAUCUUCUUCUCUAGUCUCGCUGCUGAGCGUCGUUCUACCCCUCUUUCUCUCGACAUCACGAUUCAGACCCCCACACACCCAGGAACCCGGAAACACCCAAAGCCACCACCAUCUCAUCCUUUCGACCUCACAAACUGAAGUUCAAGCUCAGUCUCAUUCUCUAGGUCAAGAUUUAUGCCUUGCAUGUACGAUUUGUUGUAUCUCUAUAAAUACUUAAUUUUUUCCGACGUUUUUGCUUGGAUUCUAGAGAAGGCCGGCGUCGAGGUUGGUCUCAAAUGAUUGCUCAGAACCUCAGGUUCUCAUUCUCCAGGUGAAAUCUAGAUACCAAUCCUCAAGAUCAGUGGUGCAACAAAGUGGCACAUGAAGCAGGCCUCGUGAUUGUAAAAUUAUAGGGCCACUAAAACCUAUCACACUAUCUCCUUUCUCUCAUUUUCUCAUCUGAAAAAAACUCUCUAAAGCAAAAAUUCAAACAAACUCCAUGGAUUCGCAGACCCAAAACACCUCGUUGCAGAGACUCCAAAAUGUGGAGAAUAGAAUCGUUAAGGUUUUGGAGCUAGCAGGAGGCGUCAUGGACGAGCUUGCAAACCCUAGUGGUCCCAGAAAGGAGUUCAUCAACAACCAUUGCCGCGAGUUCAUGCAAUUGAUCAAGGAUAUUCAAGUGGCACUACGGGAUGAGAUUAAAAGUGCAUGCGAUUACCGUCCAUUUGAGAAGUGUGAUUACAGUUCAAGAAUAGCUAAUGAGAUCUGUUGCAAGAAGCUCGAGUAUGUCAUGUCACAAUUGGAUCGAAUGAAAGAAACAAUUGAUGAGUAUCAUAAUGCAGUUUGAAGAUGCAUGGUAGACUUUUUACAAUCCAUUCUCUUCAGUGUUUCAUCUUUUUUGGAUCGGACUUAGUAGAAUAUAAUCACUUGUUCAAUUUACUAGAUUAGAUUGUGGGGAGGAAUGAGGGAAACUGGGCUUUCAAUUUAUAAAUGGGCAGAUGUUUUUGUGGAUUCUAAUUAGCGUUUAAGGUUCAUUCUCAAUAGAUGCACACGUUCUUUGUAACGUUUGUUUGAUUGCGUAUGAUAUAACUUGUGCUAUCGUUUUCAUUUA
Messenger RNA from Pyrus x bretschneideri (Chinese white pear), 1130 nucleotides. RefSeq names its product mediator of RNA polymerase II transcription subunit 11. The record is from RefSeq and is a predicted model, not a curated record. Gene Ontology annotation, biological process: regulation of transcription by RNA polymerase II. The transcript is spliced from 4 exons. NCBI's taxonomy places the organism in Eukaryota, Viridiplantae, Streptophyta, Magnoliopsida, Rosales, Rosaceae. Bases 519 to 866 code for a protein of 115 amino acids. Gene Ontology annotation, molecular function: transcription coregulator activity. Gene Ontology annotation, cellular component: mediator complex.